Penicillium verrucosum is the source of this 1191-nucleotide messenger RNA. Its product is annotated as casein kinase II subunit beta. The record is from RefSeq and is a predicted model, not a curated record. Gene Ontology annotation, cellular component: protein kinase CK2 complex; cytoplasm. Gene Ontology annotation, molecular function: protein kinase regulator activity. The transcript is spliced from 2 exons. The coding region runs from base 1 to 1191 and encodes 396 amino acids. NCBI's taxonomy places the organism in Eukaryota, Fungi, Ascomycota, Eurotiomycetes, Eurotiales, Aspergillaceae.
AUGGAUCGCGAUUUUACUCGCUGGAUUCUCUGGAUCCUCCUAGUCCUCUUGGUCGCGUCAGCAGUUGCAUUGUUCCAACGCGCCGGCGAUUUGUCACGCGAUGGCGAAAUGGUGAAUUCCUUCAUGCAUCUCGUCGUUGGAAUUCAGUGUCUCAUGAUUUUCGUCGGUUUGCUCCUCUUCAAUGUCCUGGGUCUCGAUGGCCCCGAUGGCCCCGAUGACCGCAAUGGCCCCGACGGGCCCCCUGGUCCUGGUUCUAGAGCCCAGAGGCGCGGACGGCAAUUCAGAGGUCAUUCUUCCCCACUUUCACGCCGUGGCGCUGGGGGUGGCGGGUCCUCGACGUCCUUUCGUUAUUCUGCUACCACCUACCCUCGCAGUUCUGGUCCAUACCGUGACGCAAUCUUGAUCACGAUCGUGCUAAUGACAACCAUGUAUUCCCAGUUUGUCUCUUCUCGCGGCAAUGAAUAUUUCUGCGAAAUCGACGAGGACUACCUGACGGAUCGCUUUAACCUCACCGGGUUGAACACCGAGGUUACGUACUAUCAAUACGCCCUUGAUCUUGUCACCGACGUUUUCGAUCUUGAUGCCGACGAUGAUCUGCGUGAGCAAAUCGAAAAGUCUGCUCGUCACCUCUAUGGAUUGGUUCACGCCCGGUACAUCGUUACCACUCGUGGUCUUGCCAAAAUGCUCGAGAAGUACAAGAAAAGUGACUUUGGGAAGUGCCCACGUGUGCUGUGCGAUGGGCAUGCCCUGCUUCCUUUGGGCGAGUCUGAUCUUCCGAAUGUCAGCACCGUCAAGUUGUACUGUCCCAAGUGCGAAGAUAUCUACAACCCCAAAUCCUCCCGUCACUCAUCCAUUGAUGGCGCGUACUUUGGUACCUCGUUCCAUUCGAUCCUGUUCCAGGUUUACCCUGCUCUCAAUCCCGAGAAGAGCAGUCGCCGUUAUGAACCCCGUAUCUAUGGGUUCAAGGUGCACGCCGCAGCUGCCCUUGCUCGUUACCAGGACAAUCAGCGUGAAGAUCUCAAGUGGCGCCUCGCUGAAGCCGACAUCACCCACCGCUUCAUCGAGGACAGCGAGAGUGACGAUGACGCGUUCGAAUACGAUGAGGACUACGCCGAGGGUCCCGCGGAGCCAGCCAAAAACAACCAGCUCCUCGGUGACGCAGCUUCGGCUCGCAUGAACGUCGCCAAGUAA